Molecule: messenger RNA, 7907 nt
Organism: Panthera uncia (snow leopard)
Lineage: Eukaryota; Metazoa; Chordata; Mammalia; Carnivora; Felidae
Gene: JADE3
Product: jade family PHD finger 3
Exons: 12
Coding region: 3239-5710 (823 amino acids)
Biological process (GO): regulation of transcription by RNA polymerase II
Cellular component (GO): histone acetyltransferase complex
Source: RefSeq, a predicted model, not a curated record
CCUCUAAAUAAAUCUGGAGGUAAAAGCUCCAUUUAUGCCCUUUAACCCCUUGAAGAGAAUCCAUGCAGGCACUUGCCUUUAGGGAAACCAUCUCUAGGCUGCUCUCUUGCCAUGAUCUCUAUGCCACUAUACUCCAGAGCCAGUUCAACUUCCUUCCAGACUGCUGUCCAUGAAGAUGCAGGUCCUAAAGGCCUCUUCCCUAUACCACCAUUCCCACUCCUGCCACGAAGCCGCCACUGACUCCUUGCUGCUCACUGCAUGGUGGGUAGCGUCUGUAUUCCUGAAAGCCUAGCAGUUAAGGUCUUCCACAUCCAAUCAUAACCUUUCCCACCAUCGUUACCUCUUAAUUUUUCAAAUCCUCAUCUCUACCCAUUCCAGCCAAGUAUGCAUUCACUAGACUCUAAACAUACCAUGAGUCAUCCUGCCACUCCUGUGUGUACUGCCUUUGCCUGAAGUUCUCCACAUUCCUCUGGGUUCGUUCCAUCCUGUACAUUCCUCAGGACCCACUCAGAAGCUUAUCUUUUUCAUCUCAGUGGUUCCUUCCAUCUUUGAAGGUGCACAGGAUUUAAUGUGCUCAGCACUCAUUUUCCCAAACGGGAUGGUGUGAUAGAAUGGUUAAUGGCCACAGAGUCCUUUCAUUUCUGUAUGCAUGUAUGUAUGUAUGUGACAUUGCAGCCCCUCCCAUCAAGGUAGAGUCCGGUUCUCUACUCCCUGAAUCUGGGCUGUUCUUGUAACUUGCUUUGGCCAGUAAAAUGCCACGUGAGUAGUUCUGUGUGACUUCUGAGCCUAGGUCUCAAGAAGUCUUGUAGCUUCCUCCUUGCUCCCUAGGGACCCUGAAGCAACCUUAUGAAGAAGUCCAGCCAGCCUGCUGGAGGAAGAGAUGACAUGGCAAGAGAGGCCAGGCAGCAGCCACGCAUCAGACAUGUAGGCAGACAUGAGUCCCAGUCACGUCGCCAGAUGACUGACCAUAUGAGGGACCCUAGGAAAGAGUCACAGAAGAACCACCUAGCUGAUGCUACUGCAGAUUGCUGAGCCACAGCAUUGUGAGCACAUAAAAUGGUUGUUAUUUUAAGCCACUAUGUUUUGGGAUGAUUUACUAUGCAGCAAUAAAUAACUGAGGGCAUGGUUUGUAGCAUUGUAUUCCCAGGGCCUAGAAGACACGCCUAUGGGAGUUUUCUUGAAGAGAUUACUGUGGAUCACUGUCGUCAUGGUGUCACUCCUCUCUCUACUUCAUAGACAAAUAAGCUUUCAAAUCUUCGUGUCUCUCCCUCGUGCUCAAGCAGUUCAAAGCUUGGGCUCACCACUGUCUUCGAGAAUAACACUUUGCGGUUCUUCUGUACUUCACAGGACCAACAUCCCUCUAUUUGCUCCCUUCACAGACCCAUGGCAGGUCGUACCUCUCAGCUCACUGCUGCAUCUCUUACCGUUCGCCCUUGGUCACUAACACUGUAGGGUCAACCCGUGGACUGCCUGAAUGCCAUAAAGCUGUUCUCAGCCUCGCAGCCUUCCACCAUCACUUUGAACGUUCAUACCUGAUUCACGUGUGCUUAUUACUAGGAGAGACCUUAGAGAUUGUCUCAGACAGACACCCCUUCAAGUUAUGAAUGAGGAAAGGAAUGCCCAGAUAAGAAAUAACCAUAAAAAAUGGCUUCUUGAGGUCAUAUGUUGGCAGUACCAAUACCAGAACCCACAUCUCAUGCAGAUUAUUACCCAGUAGAUUGCUCAUUUGUGCUUGGUUCAUGUGUACUUCACUGGUUAGACUGUCGAGUUCUUUGGAGGCAGGCAUAAUCUUUUACUUCUGCCUUUUCACACUUUCCUGCUAUCCCCAAAGCCUGACCAGUGACCACUGGACAUACCUGUACUCAAUAAGUACUUGUGGAUUAAUUGACACUUGAAAAGCACUUAUGCUUGGAACUCUUCUAUAUCUUUUUUGUAGGGUUGCCAGUUUUUCGAAAAAAACUACUAAGGUACAGUUGACACACAAUGUUAUGUUAGUUUCAAGUGUACAACAUAGCGAUUCAACAAUUCUGUGUGUUAUUCAGUGCUCACCACGAUGUGUGGUCACCGGCUGUUAGCAUACAGUGUUAUUACAAUAUUAUUGACUAUAUUCCCUAAGAUGCACUUGUCAUCUCCGUGACUUAUUUAUUUUAUAACUGGAAAUUGUUACCUCUUAAUCCCUUUUAUCGAUUUUACUCAUACCCCUACCCACUUCCCCUUUGGCAGCCACUGGUUUGUUCUUUGUAUUUAAGACUCGGGGUUGGUUUGUUGUUGUUGUUGUUGUCGUCUCUCUCUUUUGUUUCCUGUUUGCUCAUUUGUUUUGUUUCUUAAAUUCCACAUAUGAAUGAAAUCAUAUGGCAUUUGUCUUUCUCUGACUGACUUAAUUUCACUUCACAUCAUACCCUCUAGGUCCAUCCAUGUUGUUGCACAUGGCAGGAUUUCGUCCUUUUUUAUGGCUGUGUAAUAUUCCAUUGUAUAUACCAUGUCUUUAUCCAUUCAUCUGUGGAUGAACACUUGAGUUGCUUCCAUUUCUUGGCCAUUGUGAAUAAUGCUGCUAUAAACAUAGCAUUUAUCUUUUUAAAGCAGUGUUUUUGUUUUCUUUGGGUAAAUAUCCAACAGUGGAAUUACUGGAUCUUGUGGCAUUUCUAUUUUUAAUUUUUUGAGAGACCCGCAUGUUUUCCACAGUGGCUGUACCAAUUUACAUUUCCACCGGUACUGCGUGUCCUUGUCAUUCCCCCACGUCCUUGCCAAUGCUUGUUAUUUCUUGCCUUUUUGAUGCUAGCCAUUCUGACUGGGUAAGAUGGUAUCUCAUUGUGGGGAAUUGUUCUAUAUCUUGUUUGUGGUGGUAAUUACAAAUGUAUGCAUUUUUCAAAACUCGAAUUGUACAUCAAGAAGGAUAAAUUAUACUGUGUAUAAAUUUUUAGAAUUAAGGUAUAAUUCAAGGCAAUUAUGCUGAAGAAAUCCAUUUAUUUGAUAAAUGCGGCUAAAUGUAUAGGUUACGUGUUACCGUGAGAAAAGGAAUUUGGCCCUUUGAAAAUAAAUGUGCACAUAAUGAGCACUCAUGCCAGUUUCCUUCCUCCUUGCACACAAAUGCUUCAGGAUCAUCUGUCAAGACUGCUAAAGAAAGGAUACAUGCCCGAGGAGAUGGCGGGAUCUCAGAUGACUUCUAAGAUCCUGUGAUUGGUUUGAAAGUGUCAUCCUCCUCCUUCCUCAGUGUCAUGCAUAUAUAGGAUGCUCCAGGAUGAAACGCCAUAGAACUCUCAGCAGCAGUGACAGUUCAGAUGACUGUCCUUCCACUUCUUUUACUCCCAGCUCAAUGUAUAGGAGCAAGUCAAAAAUUCCAAAAGAACACAAGAAGCCUGCUGAGGUAUUCCGGAAGGACCUCAUCAGUGCCAUGAAACUUCCAGAUUCUCAUCAUAUUAGUCCUGACAGCUAUUACCUCUUUGCGGAUACAUGGAAGGAAGAAUGGGAAAAGGGAGUCCAGGUACCAGCCAGUCCAGACAAUAUUCCACAGCCUUCUGUCAGGGUUGUGGCUGAGAAAGUAAAGGAUGUUCUGUUUAUGCGGCCCCGGAAGUAUAUCCGCUGCUCCAGCUCGGAAAGCACAGAACCUGGCUACAUCAACAUUAUGGAGUUGGCAGCAUCUGUGUGUCGCUAUGACCUAGACGACAUGGACAUCUUCUGGCUCCAGGAACUCAAUGAAGACCUCGCAGAAAUGGGUUGUGGGCCAGUUGAUGAGAAUCUUAUGGAAAAGACAGUAGAAGUCCUGGAACGCCAUUGCCAUGAAAAUAUGAACCAUGCUAUUGAGACAGAGGAAGGGCUAGGCAUAGAGUAUGAUGAAGAUGUGAUCUGUGAUGUGUGCCGGUCUCCAGACAGUGAAGAAGGGAAUGAUAUGGUGUUCUGUGAUAAGUGUAACAUCUGUGUACAUCAGGCCUGCUACGGCAUCCUCAAGGUCCCGGAAGGCAGCUGGCUGUGUCGUUCCUGUGUCCUUGGCAUUCAUCCACAGUGUCUGUUAUGUCCAAAGAGAGGUGGGGCCAUGAAGACUACCAGGACAGGGACUAAAUGGGCUCAUGUCAGCUGUGCCCUGUGGAUUCCAGAGGUCAGCAUUGCUUGUCCUGAGAGGAUGGAACCAAUCACCAAGGUGUCCCACAUUCCACCCAGCCGAUGGGCCUUAGUUUGCAGCCUGUGCAAGGUGAAGACAGGGGCCUGUAUUCAGUGCUCUGUGAAAAGCUGCAUCACUGCCUUCCACGUCACCUGUGCCUUUGAGCACAGCCUAGAGAUGAAGACCAUCCUAGAUGAGGGGGAUGAAGUGAAGUUCAAGUCAUACUGCCUCAAGCACAGCCAAAACAGGCAGAAGCUCAGGGAGGCCGAGUACCCCAUGCACAGGGCUACUGAGCAGAGCCAGGCCAAAAGUGAAAAAAUCAGCCUGCGGGCGCAGAAGCUUCGGGAGCUGGAGGAGGAGUUCUAUUCCCUGGUCCGCGUGGAAGAUGUGGCCACAGAACUGGGGAUGCCCACGCUAGCUGUGGACUUUAUCUAUAACUACUGGAAACUGAAGCGGAAAAGUAACUUCAAUAAGCCAUUAUUUCCUCCGAAGCAGGAUGAAGAAAAUGGCCUGGUGCAGCCAAAAGAGGAGAGUAUUCACACUCGCAUGAGAAUGUUUAUGCAUCUACGCCAAGACCUAGAGAGGGUGCGAAAUCUGUGCUACAUGAUAAGCAGGCGAGAGAAGCUGAAACUGUCACAAAACAAAAUACAGGAACAGAUCUUCGGUUUGCAAGUCCAGCUUAUCAACCAGGAAAUGGCUGCAGGACUUCCUUUGACAAGUACACUAGAAAACUCAUUGUUCUACCCGCCUCCAAGAAUUACCUUAAAGUUAAAAAUGCCGAGAUCAGCCCCGGAAGACUGCAGAAACAGCUCCACAGAGCCUGAUCAUGGACCCCUCUCUCCUGCCAGCAGCUCCCCUGUUCCCAGUAUAAGGAGCAUGCAGGUGCCUCAGGAGUCACUAGAAAUGAGAAUGAAAUCGUACCCAAGACAUCCACUAGAGAGCAAGAGUAACCGUCUGCUGGCCAGUCUCACCCACUCUAGAAGUGAAGCAAAGGACCCCAGUCCUGCUUGGAGAACUCCAUCCCCGGAGUUCUACCACGGGCAGUCACUGGGAAAGCCUCUGGUCCUCCAGGCUGCCCUGCAUGGCCAUUCUUCCAUCGGGAAUGGGAAGAGUCAGUCUACCUCCAAGCUUGCCAAAUCCAACGGCCUGGAGGGCAGCUGGUCUGAAGAUGUCACCCAAAAAGACAGCUCAAGUGAGGUGUUCUGUGACCAGGAGUCCAUGCUCAGCUCCCACUUGGCCAGUCAGGGCGCCUUUAGAAAAUCGACCGUGGAACACUUCAGUAGGUCCUUUAAGGAAGCCACCAACAGGUGGGUGAGGACCACGGAGGACCUCCAGUGUUGUGUGAAGCCAACCAAGAACGUCAGCCCCAAGGAGCAGCUCUGGGGCAAGCAGCUUGUGAGGCGGUCUGCAGGGAGAGCUCCGUAUCAGGAAAACGAUGGGUAUUGCCCAGAUUUGGAGCUGAGCGAUUCAGAAGCAGAGAGUGAUGGGAAUAAAGAGAAAGUCAGGGUAAGGAGAGUUAGCUCGGACAGGGAAAAUCCUGCCCACGACUCUCGACGGGAUUGCCACGGUAAAAGCAAGACACAUCCCCUUUCCCACACUUCAAUGCAAAGGUGAUCGGAAACCUCCAAGAAUAGCUCAGUCUUUGCCUUUGCCCCAUACACUGGGGCAGACCCCCACACCAAAAGGAUUCUAGUGUACUUUAGGAGGAACUGUAGUGAAAGAAUAAAACGUUUCACAGCGAAUUGACUUGCAGUUUUUGAAACCGCUUCAAGUCUACUUUUCGCAAGCACAUUCUAGGAAUUACAGAUUGUCCAGAAGUCUUUUCUGCCAGAGGCUGUUGAGAACAGCUGGGCCCAGAGUACUUGCUCAGUAAAUACUUUGGGACAGCUCUCCAGUCCUGUUAACACGUUGAUGCACAUAUGUAUUAAGAGUCCUUGCAUCGUUAACGCAUUUGCAAGAGACCGUGAUUAUCAGACACUAAAACUACUUCCCUUUUGAAGCUACGGCUCGUGACCUCCCACAGCUCCUGUCUGUAGGAAGUUGCUAACUCCAUUGGUACCUGGAAACCCGCUUCAGGGAGAGCCCAGGGACCAACAUCUCAGAUACUGUCAGAUUCACUACCCUCUUCCUUGGCUCAGCACAAGGUUGAGCUCCUUUCGCAGUAUCUUACCUACCAAGUCAAUACUCCUGAUGCUUCUUAAGUGUCCAGUGCCUGUUCCUAGACUUGCUGGUCAGGGGCGCACUUGUAACUACUUGGCCCAUCUAACGAGCGUGAGAGGCUAACUUGUGGAUAGUGUUUACAGAGGUACAAGGAAAAUGCUCAGAUUCUCUCCACUUAGGCGUUUGGGAGGGAUCCCAGAGCCUUUCCCAAAGUGAGACCAAUUCCGGAGGAUUUGUACCAGGUCAGGGGUUUUGUGUUCUUGUUUUCAAAUCAGUUUGACUUAAAUAAGUUUGGCUGACCGUUUUUUGUAUACCUGCUUUAAUGUUUAUAAAGUUUCUAUUGAGGUAUAAUUAAAAUAUAGUAAGAUGCACAGAGGUUAAGUAUUCUUACCUGCUUUAAUUUUGAAACAGAUUUUUAUUGUCAAACAGAAUUUGAAAGCAUGUGUUUAACACAUGGAUAUAAUUUAGCUUUGUACCAACUUCGAAUCCGAGGCAGUUCCCCACACAAAAAGGCUGGAGCCGUUUUUCAGAAGUUGCUUAUACCCUGUUCCCAAACAAUCAGCCUUGAAUAAUUUGUGGGAGGAAGAGAAUAAUUACAUUUGGGGGGGGGGGAUAAAACAUGUCUGCUUCCCAUUUAAAAGAAGGGGAACAUGUUACAGUUUUUAAAAUGUGAAGCCGACUAUAAUUCUCUGCUCUCUCUUCUUAGCCUUAAAUUAAUAUUCUCUUUCUUCUGGUUUGGGAAAGCAUAGUGGGAAUUUUCAGACAAAAAGAGGCCAUUUUUCGAUCUUUAAAGUUGGUUCCUGGUAAAGCAAACAGCCCAGCUGCAGUGGGCGCGCCAGUGGCCCAAGGGCAGGCCAGGGCCCCUCUGUCCCCUCCCCCAGUGCGGGAGCCUCGGCGGCGUUCCUGUCCCCAUUCCUGUCCCCACUUCUGUUCUCGAAGCCUUGUUAAUGGGUCCCGUGGCUCGUGUUUUCUCCUCCCUUUUGGAAAACUUCUGUAUUUUGCCUCCUCUUUGGCCACACCUUGAAAAUGUUUCUUUUAUGCCUGUGUACACGUGUGAAUGUGCCAGAGCACGUGUGGUAGGCGUCCUGUGUUUUGUUUGAGUGGAAGCAGCUAAGAAUCAUCCACACGAGGAAGACUGUUCCUCCUUAUGGACGCACUAGGUUUCUGUGCUUUUCCCUCUGAGCUCUGCUGGGGUAGAUGUGAAUUUGACACCUUCCCUCUAAGGAAGAGGUAACGAGCUCUGCUAUAGGGGCCUUCUGUUGCGCUCGAGGCCAGUAGCCCGAGUCCUUUCAUGCCUUUUGGUUCUGAGUGAGUGCAAGGAAAAGCAAACAUUGAAAAAGUGCUUCAGCCAAAUUCCAUAUGUAAUGCCAUGGGGAGAGUAUUGACUAAAAUAACUUCAGUCAGGGAAAUAUAGUUGUAAUAUUUUUACAAGAUUUUCCUAAGUAAAUGAAGGAGCCUUCAGUUGUGUAAAUGUCAAUUGCCCCAAAAUGUAUUUGCUACAUUUUGCUGUUGUUUGAAGUAUUACCUCUUAACCUUCUUUUGUUAAUUUUUUUUCAUUUUGUCUUAUAUAGUCCAGUUUUCCAAGACAAAUUCAGUCUUUUUUCAAAUGUCACCUUUUUACCAAUACUUUUUCAUUAAAUUAUGAAAACUG